Molecule: messenger RNA, 1828 nt
Organism: Ruditapes philippinarum (Manila clam)
Lineage: Eukaryota; Metazoa; Mollusca; Bivalvia; Venerida; Veneridae
Product: cdc42 homolog
Exons: 4
Coding region: 487-1125 (212 amino acids)
Biological process (GO): small GTPase-mediated signal transduction
Molecular function (GO): GTP binding; GTPase activity
Source: RefSeq, a predicted model, not a curated record
AUUUGCAACUUCCGAAUUGAAACAAUUUCUUCCUGAUUCAUCGAUACAUUAACAUCAAGUGAUACAGAAACCUCAGUAUCUGUGUGAACCUUGAAGAGUGCGAGGGUGCGUGAUUAAUAAAUAGUGACUUAUAAAUCAUAUUUUAAACGGUGAAGCGUGCGGUUAACGUAAUAUUGUAUAUAAGUAAUUGUCACAGUAUUCGAUUCACACGUGGAUUUGAAUAUUUAAAAAUGAAUUCAUUUGUUAGAAAUAAUUUUAAUACUAUAAAAAAGGGAUCUUAAAUUUGAAGAAUUUAUGCAAGGACUUUGUUUUAUACAUGUGAUAUAAAUGUUUUAAAGGGACAGUCAGAGCUGUAUAUAUAUAGUGUAUUGGAUUUUUAGCUAGUAACUCGUGCAGGAGACAAUCCCGACUAAUUUGGACAUUAAAUUUUAAAACGUGUGUCUUUAUAUCUAUUCCAAUACUUAUGUCUAGAGACUUUCAUCACUUAUGUCUAGUAAUCUGAAAUACGAGAAAAUGAAGAAGAAGUACGAAUUCCAAGACAAGAGAAGUUCGUGCAUUAAGUGUGUGCUCGUUGGGGACGAGGGGGUCGGUAAAACAAAUUUGGCCUCUCGUAUAUCAUCGAGAAAAUUCAAAGAAGAAUACAUUCCGACUGUAUUUGACAAUUAUGCAGCUACUGUGAUGCUUGACCAGAAGCCAUUCCACUUCAGUCUCUUUGACACAGCAGGCAAAGAGGACUAUGAUAGACUACGUGUUAUAUCAUAUAUGAACUGUGAUGUAUUUGUGAUAUGUUUUUCUGUGAUAAGCCGGGAGUCCCUGGAGAGCGUAGAGUCACACUGGGUACCCGAAAUCAAACAUUACCUGCCUAAAACACCGUUCGUCCUGGUCGGGACACAAAUAGACAAAAGAAAUGUACAGGAUAGUAAUGGGGUUAAUUCCAAACCGGAAGUGUCUUUCAAAGAAGCCAUCGAAGUAGCAAACAGAUGUGGUGCAACCUCGUAUGUCGAAUGCUCAUCAAUGUCGUCAGAUGGUAUUAGUGACGUCAUUAGAGAAACCAUAGAAACAGUACAAAAAGCAUAUGAUUGUAGAUCGAAUAAGGGCAAUUGCUGCCAUUGCGCCCUGAUCUGAACAUCUGGUGCUGUAAAUCUUGUGCGAUAAUACUGUAACAACCUCAAAUAUAUGCGAUCCCAAACUGCGCAUGCGUGUGUUUGAAAUUCUUCUUCCGGUCUUUGACAAUGACGCAUAUUCAAAGAAAAUGAAAGAAUCUUAAAACGUGGAGGUUAUUAAUUUAAUAGUUUUCUUCGUUCGCGCGAAAUAACAGUGCCUGUAUUGAAUACUUCAGGGGAUUAAAAUAGAAUAUCAGAAUACCAGAGCUUUUAAGACAGUACAUCUAUUUCUGAGAUAAAUAUUGCAAGAAAGUGUUAUUUUAUCCGCCUUCGGAAGAGCAGACCUAUAGAUGAUUCUGUUUGUUUGACAUGUUACUAGUCAUAAUUAAUUUUGUAUGCAGACAUAAUGCCGUAUACUAGGGUAGUCUGGCACGUGAAAUUGAUAGUGAUUUAUAGACUAUAGUGAUUUAUGGGAUAUAAUCAGUGUACUUUAUGUUUGUUAUAACACGAUAAACUGAUAUUGAACUGACUUACUGUACAAAUAUUUGAUAUAUAGAGCAAUAUUUUACAAUCGGAAUGACUAGACGCGAGAACAGCUUUAUUACAGUCUACAUUCUGCCGCUUGAUUAAGACCAGUCUAUAACUUUGGCGUCCCAUUGGCUGAUUACAAAUUCAAACAUUAAAAAUGGACCAAUGAAAUCAGUUCUUUGUGGACUGGAACUAUU